UUUUGCUCCAGCUCAUCCCAGCCUGGCGUGGGACAGGGAAGAGAAAUGGCUGCAGUGGAGUCAGUCCAGGGGCCGGUGACCUUCAAGGAGAUGGCUAUGUAUUUCACCAGGGAAGAGUGGGCUCUGCUGGACCCCGCUCAGAGAGCCCUCUGCUGGGAUGUCAUGCAGGAGAACUAUGAGACGGUGGUCUUGCUGGGCCAGAGAAUAACAUCCAUGUUUCGCUGCAGAUCAUCUCGUCCUCCCAGGGGCAAGGAAAUGGCUGCAAUGGAGCUGGCUCAGGGGCCGGUGACCUUCGGGGAGGUGGCUGUGUAUUUCUCCAGGGAAGAGGGGACUCUGCUGGACCCCACUCAGAGAGCCCUCUAGAGAGAUGUCAUGCAGGGGAACUAUGAGACGGUGGUCUUGCUGGAGUUUCUGGUUUUCCAACGUGAUGUGAUCUCCCAGCUGGAACAAGGGGAAGAGCAUUGGGUCCCAGAGCUCCAGGGUUCAGAGGAAAGAGAGAUCCUGAGAUCUCCCCGCACAGAUGAGGAAACAUUAAACCAACUCAGAAUCUGUAAGUGCCUGAAGGAAACAUCUAGGAUGCCCUACAAAGCUCUUGGGAAGUCUCUCAGUUCAUUAUUGUCCGUAGCAGGGGUCGCAUCCGCAGGGUAAAUAUAGCUCAAGGCUUCCUAUAGAUGCUAGCAGACACCGGGCAGUAGCUUUCUCCCUUCCCCCUGUGAAGUUGGAUGGGAUGUGAAGGCUGAAUUGAUCCCCUCCUCUCUCCUGUUGGGGGGAGCUGAGUUCCUGAUUUUUAUUUGACCUCU
Messenger RNA from Gopherus flavomarginatus (Mexican gopher tortoise), 800 nucleotides. RefSeq names its product putative postmeiotic segregation increased 2-like protein 3. The transcript has 5 exons. Lineage: Eukaryota; Metazoa; Chordata; Testudines; Testudinidae. Gene Ontology annotation, biological process: regulation of DNA-templated transcription. Bases 46 to 363 code for a protein of 105 amino acids. The record is from RefSeq and is a predicted model, not a curated record.